Molecule: messenger RNA, 5808 nt
Organism: Caenorhabditis bovis
Lineage: Eukaryota; Metazoa; Nematoda; Chromadorea; Rhabditida; Rhabditidae
Source: the annotation of a GenBank genome assembly
AUGAUAUUAUCAUCCCAGUUCCCCAACUUCCAGCGGCACGAGAGGCAGCCGAGAGUCGAAAUGAGGCGACGGUAUGAGAAGCGACGCGAGAAGGAGGAGAAACUCCUCGGCUCGGAUCACAACGAUGAGGAUGAGGAGGAUGAGGACGAGGAGGUGUUCGGAAGCAAUCAGCCUCUGCAGAUGCGCGUAUUCGACCAAUUGACGGUGCCUGAAGAGCCGACGUCGAAUAGUGUUACGAAUCGCGAGAAACUGCGCAAGAAGUCGAGGAAGCAUCGACGAAGGAGAAGCGGAAGUUUCACGGGCGGCGGAUGGCCGCGAAAAGGCCACCGAAAUCGAAGCCUUCUGGGCUACGCGAUACCGCCGCCGAAUGUGCACACGACCGAUUGGCGGGAUAUGCUGGCGAUCACCGAUUCGAAGGAUGCCGCGCUUUUGAAACAGCUGGGCGUGACAACUUGUUUGCAAACGAAACCGAGAGCCGCGAAUGACGCGGACGAGGCGUCGGCCGGCUCGACGACGCAACUCAUCGGCAACGGCGCGAUGGCGGCGGCGACGACGACGACGACGCCGGCAUCGGUGACGUCGACGAGCGGAAUGCCGCCGAUUUUGUUCAAUCAGGCGAGAUUCGAGGGAUCCGACAUGUCGCUGAAUCGCAACAAUUGGAUUAUUGAGACGUUCACGCGACGCGAAUGCUCGCGAUUCAUUCCGACGAGUCGCGAUUUGCAAAAAUGCGGUUGCGGACGAGCGAAAUUGGCACACGACGAGAUACCGAAAUUGACGCUCGAAUAUCUCACUCAGAAGCGUUCGCUUCAACAAUUGGAGCAGUCGCGCGCGAUUGGCAAAGACGAUUCGGAGAUCAACACGGCGACGAUGACGACGACGGCGACCAACAUGAGACGAGAUGGCAUCAAUGAGAAGUGGAGCCUUCGGAAGCAUACGGUCGUGUUGCCGACGAACGCCUACGGGCAAAUCGAAUUUCAAGGCGGCCCUCAUCCGUACAAGGCGCAAUAUAUUCGAUUGAGUUUCGACACGGAGCCGGCGCUGAUUAUGUCGUUGUUCGAGCAUGUCUGGCAGAUCACACCGCCCAGAUUGAUAAUAACGGUGCAUGGCGGAACUAGCAAUUUUGAUCUUCAACCGAAACUCGCGCGCGUCUUCCGCAAAGGCCUUCUGAAGGCGGCGUCGACGACGGGAGCGUGGAUCAUCACUAGCGGAUGCGAUACGGGAGUUGUGAAGCAUGUUGCGGCGGCGCUUGAAGGCGCCGGCUCGGCGCAACGCAACAAAAUCGUGUGCAUUGGAAUCGCGCCGUGGGGAUUGCUCAAGAAGCGCGACGAGCUCACUGUGCAGGAUGAGCCGGUGAAGUUGUAUGCGUCGGCGCCGAAGGGCAGAUUCACGGUACUCAACAAUCGGCACUCGUAUUUCCUUCUGGUUGAUAAUGGAACCGUUGGAAGAUUCGGCGCCGAGGUCAUCCUUCGGAAGCGUCUCGAAAUGUACAUCUCGCAGAAGCAGAAGAUCUUCGGCGGCACCCGAAGUGUUCCGGUCGUCUGUGUGGUGCUCGAAGGCGGCAGCUGCACGAUUCGAUCCGUUCUCGAUUAUGUCACCAAUGUGCCCCGCGUGCCCGUCGUCGUCUGCGAUGGAAGUGGCCGAGCCGCCGAUCUGCUGGCGUUCGUCCAUCAGAAUGUGACAGAGAACGGGCAACUCGCCGAUGAGAUCCGAACGCAGGUGCUCGAGCUCGUCGAGAAGACGUUCGGCUGUACGGAAGCGUCGGCGAAUCGCCUCCUUCACGAGUUGAUCGUGUGCGCGCAGCAAAAGAAUCUGCUGACGAUCUUUCGGCUCGGCGAGAAGGGCGAACUCGACGUCGACCACGCGAUUCUCACCGCGCUGCUCAAAGGCACCAAUUUGUCGGUGGCCGAUCAGUUGGCGUUGGCGUUGGCGUGGAAUCGUGUCGACAUUGCGCGAUCGGACAUCUUCACGAAUGGCAAUGAAUGGCCGCAAGCCGCCCUUCACAACGCGAUGAUGGAAGCGCUGAUUCAUGAUCGCGUCGAUUUUGUGAGGCUUCUCCUCGAGCAGGGCAUCAACAUGCAGAAAUUUCUGUCGAUCACACGACUCGAAGAGCUCUACAAUACCGACAAGGGACCACCGAACACGUUGUUCUACAUUAUUCGCGAUGUUGUUCGCGUCAAGCAUGGAUAUCGAUUCAAGCUUCCCGACAUCGGAUUGGCGAUCGAGAAGCUGAUGGGCAACGCGUACAAAUCGAAAUACACGUCGUCGGAAUUCCGCGAGAAGUACAAAGAGCGACAGAAGCGCACGAAAAUCAUGAAGAAGAAGGGCGCGACGACGAAUCCGUUUGUGAUGCGCUCGCACGGCGGCUCGGCGGCGAUGUCGCGUCAAUCGACGGAAGUCGGCGGGCUGUUCGGCGCGAGCUACAACAAUCCGCAGGACACCGUCUGCGAGGCGGUCGGCGUGAACGCGGUGUGCGGCAGUCGCGCAUUGAGCAAUCACAUUUUGUGGCGGAGCGCCUAUCGGACGAAUGUGGGCACGAAUGCCAAUCGACCACCGAAUAUGGGCGACUCGAGAGAAUGCUAUAGCGAUUUUGGAGAUGAUUUGUCGCUAAGCGGCGGUUCGGUGAACUCGAGCACCGAGCCCGACUUUCGCUAUCCGUACAGCGAGCUGCUCAUUUGGGCGGUGUUGACGAAACGCCAAGAAAUGGCGUUGUGCAUGUGGCAGCACGGCGAAGAGGCGUUGGCGAAGGCGUUGGUGGCGUGCCGUUUGUACAAGAGUUUGGCGACGGAAGCCGCCGAGGAUUAUCUCGAAGUCGAGAUUUGCGACGAGCUCAAAAAAUAUGCCGAAGAAUUUCGAGUGCUUUCUCUUGAGCUCCUCGAGCACUGCUACAAUCAGGACGACGCGCAGACGCUUCAGCUUCUGACGUAUGAGCUGUCGAAUUGGAGCGACGAGACGUGUCUGGCACUAGCUGUCAUUGUGAACAACAAGCAUUUUCUCGCGCAUCCCUGCUGCCAAAUAUUGCUCGCCGACCUUUGGCACGGCGGAUUGCGAAUGCGAACGCAUUCGAACGUCAAAGUCGUGCUGAGCCUGCUGUUUCCGUUCAUGGUGCUGUGUCUCGAGUUCAAAACGCGCGAGGAGCUUCUCAAUCAGCCGCAAACCGCCGCCGAGCACGAGCAGGACAUGAACGAGAUCGUCUCGUCGUCGUCGUCGUCGUCGAGCAGCUCGAGCAGCUCGAGCGAGAGCAGCACGAGCGGCUCGGAAAGCGACUACGAGGACAACAACAAUGGUGGCAAAGAUCGACGAAGUCGCAAACAAUCGCAAGGAAGUGUCCAGUCGCUCAAUAUCGCCUCGUUGUUCAACAGUAAGCGCAAGAAGGCGAAAAAGGAUCGCGAGCCCGAUGUGGCGACGAUAGAGAAUGGCCGAGUCGGACCGACGAUCGGCGAGUACGGCACAUUCGCGUCGAACGGCGCCCUCUCGCCGAUUCCGAUGUAUCUGAAGCAUCGCAAUCGUCACACCUCGUAUAGGGACAACGAUAUGGAGAGCAAAUCCGGAUCGAUGCAUUUUGGAUCGAAUAAGAGUUUCGACAAAUCGGUGAAGUUGAGCGGCGUCUCGUCGGAAAUGCCGAAGAUUGGAAUUCUCGAGCAGUUCCAAGGAACGCGUCAACUCAAAUACCGCCGUCGAUUCUACGAGUUCUACACGGCGCCGAUCAGCACGUUCUGGGCGUGGGCGAUCUCGUUUGCGGUGUUCAUCGGCACACUGACGCACACGUUGCUCAUCAAAACGCCGCCGUCGCCGACAAUCACCGAGUGGUGCCUGUUCGCGUAUGUCGUCGCGUUCGGCCUCGAAUACACGAGAAAAAUGCUCAUGAGCGAUAUGCGAACGUUUUUUGAGAAGGUGAUCGCGUUUUACAGCAACUUCUGGAAUUCGGUCACGAUGCUCGCCAUCGUCUUGUUCAUUGUCGGAUUCUUGAUUCGAGUGUUCAUAAGUGUCCCGUAUGGAAGAGUCAUUAUGGCGACGGAUUCGGUUUUGUGGACGAUGAAGCUGCUGGAUUAUAUGAGUGUGCAUCCGAGACUUGGACCAUAUGUGACGAUGGCCGGCAAAAUGAUCCAAAACAUGUCGUACAUCAUUGUGAUGCUCGUCGUCUCGCUGCUGUCGUUCGGACUCGCCCGUCAGAGCAUCACCUAUCCGAACGAGGAUUGGCACUGGAUUCUCGUGCGCAACGUGUUCCUCAAACCCUACUUCAUGCUCUACGGCGAGGUAUACGCGGACGAGAUCGACACGUGCGGCGACGAGGCGUGGGAUCAGCAUUUGGAGAACGAUGGUCCGGUGAUGCUCGGCAACGGCACGACGGGAUUGUCGUGUGUGCCCGGCCAUUGGAUUCCGCCGCUCCUCAUGACAUUCUUCCUUCUGAUUGCCAACAUUCUGCUCAUGAGCAUGCUUAUUGCGAUAUUCAACCACAUAUUCGACGCGACCGACGAGAUCGCCCAACAGAUUUGGCUGUUUCAACGAUAUAAGCAGGUGAUGGAAUACGAGUCGACGCCAUUCCUGCCGCCACCAUUCACACCAAUCCACCAUGUCUACAUGCUGUUCAAAUACAUUCAAUACAAAUUGACGACGGAUGAGCAGAAGAAAUUGGAGCAGAAGCACUCGAUUUUCGAUUUUUCGCUGAAGCUUUUCCUCACCGAUGAUCAAAUCGAGAAGCUUCAUGAUUUCGAGGAGGACUGCAUGGAGGAUUUGGCGCGUCAAAAAGAGAACGAGAAGAACACGAGCAACGAGCAGCGAAUUUUGCGCACCGAUCAGCGGACGGAUCAGAUUCUGAAUCGGAUGGUCGAUUUGCAGGCGAAGGAGACGAUGAGUCGCGAGGCGGUGUCGGAGAUCGAUCAGCGAUUGACGGCGGUUGAGAAGAAUCAGGCGGAGAUUCUCGACAUUGUGCGAGCGCUUCACGCCGCCGGCCAACCGCCGCCGUCGGCGAUCGCGCGAUGCCUCUCGCCGGCGUCGGACACGCCGGCGCCGAUCAUUCUCAAAUUGCCGACGACGAGCGACGCGAUCGGCGACGAGUUGCGCGCAUCGCAAGACGACGCCGACCACCAUUUGCGUCCGGUGCGUCGGAAUCGCACGUCGACGGUGUGCGGCUACACCGUCGACGUCGACGCGAGCGGCGGCGGCGCGGCGCUUCUCUCGCCGAAAGGAUUGGAGCGUCUGACGUCGGUGCCGUCGAUCGACGUCAUGCCGGGCAACACGACGUUCGCCGCGAAAACAACGAUGGUGUCGAUUCGACGCCAACAGCGUCAUGAGGAGUACACGUCGAUCACCGACUCGAUCAAUGUGAACUACGGUCGAACGCCGAGAAUGAAUCGAUCGAACAGCAGCGAUCGACCGGAAUCGCCGAUCGACAGCGACGCGAUGAUCGACGAGGUGGUCUCGCCGCGAAAACGAUCGACGCGCGACAUGCGCGUCGGAUUGUCGCACGAUGAGAUUCGCGAUGUGAUUCCGCCGCCGGUGGAUGAGAGGCACGACGAGGAGGAGGAGGAAGGCCAAGCGGAUUGUGAGCUCACUGACGUCGUCACCGACGAGGAGGAAGAGGACGACGGCGACUAUGAGGAGGACGACGAGUUGGAGUUUCAGCGAGCGCAUGCUCCGACGCUGGCCGAACGCGAUAUUGAUGAUUUGCCGGUGGCGGCGCGCUUGUUGCGUCUGGACAUCGUCGACGAAGAAUGCGGCGCGGUGCAUCCGACGCCCGAAGUCGCCUCGCCGACGACGCCGCAGCGAAGCGAGACGACGGCGGCGAUGAUGUUGAAGAAGCGCGAAUGA